GAGGAAAGUUUGUGCCUUAUAAGCACAGGGUGAGCAAAGAUCUGAAGAAGGACCUGAAAAAGCCUUUCCUGCCCAAGAAUGGAAAACAGUGCCACCACCAUCUCUCGGGAGGAGCUUGAGGAACUACAAGAAGCAUUCAAUAAGAUCGACAUUGACAACAGCGGCUAUGUCAGUGACUACGAACUUCAGGACCUGUUUAAGGAAGCCAGCCUGCCUCUCCCUGGCUACAAAGUGCGUGAGAUCGUGGAGAAAAUUCUAGCGGUUGCUGACAACAACAAAGAUGGCAAAAUCAGCUUUGAAGAGUUCGUGUCGCUAAUGCAAGAAUUGAAAAGCAGGGAUAUCAGCAAAACUUUCCGAAAGAUAAUUAACAAGCGGGAAGGAAUCACAGCGAUCGGAGGCACUUCCUCCAUUUCCAGCGAGGGUACCCAGCAUUCAUACUCAGAGGAGGAAAAAGUAGCUUUUGUGAACUGGAUAAACAAAGCCCUGGAGAAUGACCCUGACUGUCGGCACCUCAUCCCCAUGGACCCGGGUGACAAUAGCCUUUUCAAGUCACUGGCAGAUGGCAUCCUCCUUUGCAAAAUGAUCAACUUGUCUGAACCGGAUACUAUUGACGAAAGGGCCAUCAACAAGAGAAAGCUGACCCCCUUCACUGUUUCUGAAAAUUUGAACCUGGCACUGAAUUCCGCCUCUGCCAUCGGCUGCACUGUGGUCAACAUCGGUGCCCAGGAUCUCAAAGAAGGAAAACCUCACUUGGUCCUGGGCCUUCUCUGGCAGAUCAUUAAAGUCGGUCUCUUCGCCGAUAUUGAACUCUCCAGGAAUGAAGCUCUGAUCGCACUGCUCAGCGAGGGUGAGGAGCUGGAGGAGCUGAUGAAGCUGUCCCCUGAGGAGCUGCUGCUGCGCUGGGUCAACUACCACCUCAGCAACGCAGGCUGGCGCACCAUCAGCAACUUCAGCCAGGACAUCAAGGAUUCAAAAGCCUACUUUCAUCUGCUCAAUCAGAUUGCCCCUAAAGGUGACCGAGAAGGCCCUGCCGUUGACAUCGACCUUUCAGGGCUCAAUGAGAAGAAUGACCUGAAGCGAGCUGGCCUCAUGCUUCAGGAAGCCGACAAACUCGGCUGCAGGCAGUUCGUUUCUCCGGCCGAUGUGGUUUCAGGCAACCCUAAACUUAACUUAGCUUUUGUAGCGAAUCUUUUUAACACCUACCCCUGCCUACACAAGCCUGACAAUAACGACAUCGAUAUAAACUUACUGGAAGGAGAGAGCAAGGAAGAGAGGACCUUCCGGAACUGGAUGAACUCCUUGGGGGUCAACCCAUACAUUAAUCAUUUGUACAGUGACCUGGCAGAUGCUUUAGUGAUCUUCCAGCUCUAUGAAAUGAUCCGAGUGCCGGUGAACUGGAGCCAGGUCAACAAACCUCCCUACCCAGCGCUCGGAGGAAAUAUGAAAAAGAUUGAAAAUUGUAACUACGCUGUGGCGCUUGGAAAAAACGAAGCCAAAUUCUCCUUGGUGGGCAUUGCUGGACAAGACCUAAAUGAAGGGAAUUCAACCUUGACCCUGGCAUUGGUUUGGCAGUUGAUGAGAAGGUACACACUGAAGGUAUUAUCCGAUCUUGGAGAAGGAGAAAAAGUGAAUGAUGACAUUAUUAUUAAGUGGGUCAAUCAGACUCUUAAAAAUGCAAACAAAAGCACUUCUAUUUCCAGCUUUAAGGAUAAAUCAAUUAGCACAAGUUUACCUGUCCUAGACCUGAUAGAUGCCAUUGCUCCAAAUGCGGUUCGUCAAGAAAUGGUCAAGAGAGAAAACCUUUCCAAUGAGGACAAACUGAACAAUGCUAAAUAUGCCAUCUCAGUUGCUCGAAAGAUCGGCGCCCGGAUCUAUGCAUUACCUGAUGAUCUCGUAGAAGUGAAACCAAAGAUGGUGAUGACGGUGUUUGCGUGCUUAAUGGGAAAAGGGCUGAACAGGAUAAAAUAAUGCAACAUGUAAUAUGCUUUGCUGCCACACUAAACACCGGAAUGCCUC
This is a messenger RNA of Dipodomys ordii (Ord's kangaroo rat), 2016 nucleotides long. RefSeq names its product plastin 1 (gene Pls1). Gene Ontology annotation, molecular function: calcium ion binding; actin filament binding. Gene Ontology annotation, cellular component: cytoplasm; actin filament; actin filament bundle. NCBI's taxonomy places the organism in Eukaryota, Metazoa, Chordata, Mammalia, Rodentia, Heteromyidae. The transcript is spliced from 16 exons. Bases 79 to 1968 code for a protein of 629 amino acids. Gene Ontology annotation, biological process: actin filament network formation; actin filament bundle assembly. The record is from RefSeq and is a predicted model, not a curated record.